This is a messenger RNA of Cyphellophora attinorum, 2004 nucleotides long. RefSeq lists its product as uncharacterized. The record is from RefSeq and is a predicted model, not a curated record. Bases 1 to 2004 code for a protein of 667 amino acids. The transcript has a single exon. Lineage: Eukaryota; Fungi; Ascomycota; Eurotiomycetes; Chaetothyriales; Cyphellophoraceae. Gene Ontology annotation, cellular component: mitochondrion.
AUGCAGAUCGUAGCACGUCGACUGUGCGAGCGAACGGUGCCAUACGCCUCGCGGUGCAUCCGACUGUCUCUCGUCCUAUCACAACGGCAGACUCCAUACAUCCUGCGCCGUCAACUUUCAGUGACCGUCGAUCCUCGACAGGAUAUCGCGCAUGCUAUACCGACCGAGUCCGUUUCCCCAGCGCCUCUGCAGGGCAUCGUACAUCAGACAGAUGGAGCAUCGAUAGAAGUCGCGGCGCCGGCGGCUCAGCGUGCAAUUCCAUUCUCAUGUCCAGGAUGUGGUGCACUGUCGCAGCAGACGGAGAAACAGGCCCCCGGGCAUUAUACACGGACGCGGAGAACGGUGCGAGACUGGCUGAAGGGAAAUACAUCAUCGGCGAAUGGACACGCAUCAGAAGAUACGUCGUCGCCGCCCGAUGCUAAGAAAGCUGUGGCAUCAACUGCGCCCAGCAAUAUCAAAGUCCCCUUAUGCGACCGCUGUCAUGACCUCGUCAACAGUAACAAGGGCACAUCCAUAGCCCAUCCAUCUAUAGAGGAUAUUGCCGACUCGAUAGCGGAAUCGCCAUAUCGACAGAAUCAUGUCUACCAUGUUCUGGACGCUGCCGACUUUCCAAUGUCCCUUGUCCCAGCAAUACACCGUGCACUGGAGCUCGCCAAACCACGGAGUCGCAAUCGGCGCUCACAGCACAAUUAUUCGUCUCGUCCGACUAUGUCCUUCGUCAUCACUCGCUCUGAUCUCCUGGCUCCGACCAAAGCCAAGGUCGACAGGCUAUUGCCAUAUUUCCGCGAGAUCCUGCGAAGCACGUUGACGCACGUCAACAAGGAUAUGAGGCUAGGCAAUCUUCAUCUCGUAUCUGCAAAGCGUGGCUGGUGGACGAAGGAGCUCAAGGACGAGAUCUGGCAGCGAGGCGGGGGAAAUUGGCUCGUCGGCAAAUUCAAUGUUGGGAAGUCCAAUUUAUUCGAGGUCAUCUUCCCAAAAGGCUCAGGCGAAAGGGCGCCUGUUUACAAGCAACUCGUCCAGGAACAAAGCAAGAGCGAUUCGUUAGAUCAGAUUCCUGCUUACCUGCCAGAGUCGCAGCUACUCCCACCCGCACAGCCAGAAGUGCCAUUCCCUACCCUGCCCCUGGUCUCAAGCCUGCCAGGCACAACAGCAUCGCCUAUUCGGCUACCGUUUGGUAACAAAAAGGGCGAGCUGAUCGACAUGCCCGGCCUGGAGCGCGGUGAUCUAGACCAUUUUGUUGCGGCCGAGCACAGACUCGACUUAGUCAUGGAAAAUCGCCCGAAGAUCACGCAGUACAGCAUCAAACCUGGACAGUCGUUGUUGCUUGGAGGAGGUGUAGUGCGCAUCACCCCUUUGCUGAGCGGCGACAAAUCCACGACUAUGCUGGCAUAUCCCUUUGUGCCGCUCGACGCGCAUAUCACGGCGACCGACAAGGCGAUUGGAGCCCAAGAGCAGUCGCGAGAAAGUGGCAUCGAAUCCAUUCUCGCACCUGAGGUUGGUGGAAAGUUUCGAUCAGCAGGAAUCAUCACACUAGAUGUCGAUGUAACCAAGUAUCAUGCUGGGUCAGUUCUGAGGGCGGGAGCCAACGUCGAUCGACUCCCCUUCCGAGUGUAUGGAAAGGAUAUACUGAUUCAAGGUGUCGGCUGGGUCGAAGUGACCUGUCAAGUACGCCGCCGGCGAGGGGACACGACGGAGCCUGAAACUACCACUGCAAAUGCUGACUCAGGGUCCUCCGCACUCGCGGAGACGUCCGACUCGGCAAUGCCGCCCUCGGAAUCAGCAUGGUCGCCCCAAAACACGAUCCCACAAUUCGACUUUCCCCAAGUAGAAGUCUUCAGUCCGAACGGUGCUCACAUCAGCUCGAGACGUCCGAUGAAUGCGUGGACGCUCUUCAGAGAGGGCACAUUGACCAAAGAGAGAAAUAAGCCGAUACGGCCUCGCAUGCCUAUGAAAGGCGAGAAGAAGGCGGCGAAGAUUAGGACGAGAGCUGCUGCUGGUGUAUGA